AUGACCGACUUUGUAGCCACUGUUCCGUUUCUCCCCGGUUUCCCGUUACCCCCCGGUAUCCUCGGCAAACGUUUCCCGGACCGCGGGCUCUGUGACGAGGCGGACCCCAGCGGGGGACCGGGAGAGGGGGGUCACCCACACCAAGUUCGAGGGGCUCGCUCUGCGCGGCUCGCGGAGGACCGCCCCGCGGAUGAUCCCAGAGUCACCCUGGAGGCGGGUGGUCUGUGGGGGGAGUUCCAUCACAUGGGGACGGAGAUGGUCAUCACCAAGUCCGGGAGAAGAAUGUUUCCUCCGUUCAAAGUGACCGUCCGCGGGUUGGAUCCCGGCUCCAAGUACAUCCUCCUGAUGGACAUCGUGGCGGCGGACGACCGGCGCUACAAGUUCAACCACUCGUGGUGGACGGUGGCGGGCCAGGCCGACCCGGAGAUGCCCAGACGGAUGUACAUCCACCCGGAGAGCCCGUCCACCGGAGACCAGUGGAUGUCCAAGCCGGUGGCUUUCCACAAGCUCAAACUCACCAACAACACGUCGGAUAAGCACGGAUAUACCAUUCUGAACUCGAUGCACAAGUACCAGCCGCGGUUCCACAUCGUGAGGACCAACGACAUCCUCAGGCUGCCCUACAGCACCUUCCGCACCAUCGUGUUCCCGGAGACAGAGUUCAUAGCCGUCACCGCCUACCAGAACGACAAGAUCACGCAGCUGAAGAUAGACAACAACCCAUUUGCUAAAGGCUUCAGAGACGCAGGAAACGGAAGACGAGAGAAGAGGUAA
Molecule: messenger RNA, 774 nt
Organism: Gadus chalcogrammus (walleye pollock)
Lineage: Eukaryota; Metazoa; Chordata; Actinopteri; Gadiformes; Gadidae
Product: T-box transcription factor TBX2-like
Exons: 4
Coding region: 1-774 (257 amino acids)
Biological process (GO): regulation of transcription by RNA polymerase II; cell fate specification; positive regulation of DNA-templated transcription
Cellular component (GO): nucleus
Molecular function (GO): DNA-binding transcription factor activity, RNA polymerase II-specific; RNA polymerase II cis-regulatory region sequence-specific DNA binding
Source: RefSeq, a predicted model, not a curated record